Lactuca sativa (garden lettuce) is the source of this 1315-nucleotide messenger RNA. NCBI's taxonomy places the organism in Eukaryota, Viridiplantae, Streptophyta, Magnoliopsida, Asterales, Asteraceae. The record is from RefSeq and is a predicted model, not a curated record.
AUGUUGGAAGUUGAAUUCAAUGUGGAAAGCUUACUUAUGGAGAUUGGAGCACAUUUAAAUUACUACAUCCCAAGUCUCUUUCAACCGGUUACUGGGUAUUUUUCAAGCAUCCCUUUUACUGAUGAGUACGGAAACCCACUUCACUCUAGCAUCCCUUUUACCAAUACGGGAGCAGGCAUUGGCAUCGGAACUGGGACAGGCUACGAUCAAGAAGGCCACGCGAAGAAAGGGGUGAUGGAGAAGAUCAAAGAAAAGAUUCCCGGUGGUCACAACACGGUCGAGCAUCAAAGGGUGUCAACAACAAAGGCAGGUGGAUUUGCUGGUGGUUAUGGGGAAGGAGGGGAAACCCACGAGAAGAAAGGGGUGAUGGAGAAGAUCAAAGAAAAGCUUCCCGGUGGUCACAACACGGUCGAGCAUCAAAGGGUGUCCAAAACAACGACAGGCGGUGUUGGUGGCAGUUAUGUGGAAGGAGGGGAAGCCCAGGAGAAGAAAGGGGUGAUGGAGAAGAUCAAAGAAAAACUUCCUAGUGGUCAUAAUACGAACGAGCAUCAAAGGGUGUCCACAACAACGGCUGGAGGCCACCAUGGAGUAAGUGGGGGUUAUCAUCAAAGCGUCCCCCCAACAACAACAAGCGGUGUUGGUGGUGGUGAUUAUGGAGAAGGCCACAAUGGCGUUGGUGGCAGUUAUGUGGAAGGAAGGGAAACCAACGAGAAGAAAGGGGUUAUGGAGAAGGUCAAAGAAAAGCUUCCCGGUGGUCACAACACGGAUGGGCAUCAAAGGGUCUCCACAACAACAACAGGCGGUGUUGGUGGUGGUGGUUAUGGAGAAGGUAGGGAAACCCACACCAAGAAAGGGGUGAUGGAAAAUAUAAAAGAAAAGCUUCCCGGUGUUCACAACACGAACGAGGAUCAAAGGGUAUCCACAACAACAGGAGGCCACAAUGCCAUUGGUGGCGGUUAUGUGGAAGGAGGGGAAACCCACGAGAAGAAAUGGGUGAUGGAGAAGAUCAAAGAAAAGCUUCCAGGUGGUCACAACACGGAUAGGCAUCAAAGUGUGUCCACAACAACAUCAACUGGCGUUGGUGGUGGUGGUUAUAUGGAAGGACGGGAAACCCACGAGAAGAAAUGGGUGAUGGAGAAGAUCAAAGAGAAGCUUCCUGGACAUCAUUAGAUCAUAUGGUAUCUUUAUGAUGAAUCAUAUGUGUAUACAUAAUAAUAAUCUGGUAUUGUUGUCGUUUGUAUUGUGUUGUUGAUGGGUAACAAGUAGAGAGAUGGGAUUGAGCUUUGUAUGGUGUGUUAUCUCGUAUGUAAUUUGA